Messenger RNA from Schistosoma margrebowiei, 3389 nucleotides. The record is from the annotation of a GenBank genome assembly. Lineage: Eukaryota; Metazoa; Platyhelminthes; Trematoda; Strigeidida; Schistosomatidae.
AUGGGCAACCGGUUAGCUUGUUGUCGCCAAACAUGGAUAGAAUUUCAUGAUGAAUGUGAAGAAGACUGCAAGAAUCACCAAUUACCUCGAGUUUUUGGUCAUCAGAAUAAUGGUGCUGAUUUUUCCGAAGAGGAUAAUGGAUUCAAAAUUGAAAAUCGUGAACCCUGUGUCAGUUGCACACGUACUAGCGUACCUGAGAAACCUUCUGUUGCAUAUAAUUUAACACAACACAUAAGUGAACGGGAACCAGAAGAUGUCGAGUUUGACCCAUCCCUUAAUGCCUCACAGCAUACACUGUUCCUUUCCGGCAUUACACCUGAAUAUCAGAUAGUAGGAUUUUCCAGGGACCUGACGCCCAAGUCUAGGAAAGGGACUCCUACAACUCUUUCUAUUAAACGGUGGAGUUCUUGCAGCACUAUUUACGUUGGGGAUGGCUAUCUGGCUCGUCCUGAUGUGAAUGACAUUGUAUGUAGCGUGUCAGUGGCUGUUCAACUUCUUAUGUGCAGUGAUCUAAACAAACACUUUUCAAAGCUGUUACAUAAACCAGGUGUAAAUUCCUGUCCUGACUUCCUGCAGGAUAUGUAUGAAGAGGUGUAUAGAAAUUUUGAUGAGCGAGUCUACCCCAUUGAGCACCUCGUGUAUGAUGAAGAUGCAAAUACCAAUACUAUAAAUGAUUGGAAGUCCUCAACAGCCUAUCAUAUUCGACAGUUUCUGCGUCGUCUUUUCAGCACAGCCCUAUUAGGACCCGAAUGUGCUAUUGUAGCCCUUAUAUUUCUUGAACGACUUAUACUUGGAGCCGAAGUGGCUAUGACAUCAUGGACAUGGCGUCGUCAACUGUUAGCCUGUGUUCUUCUUGCUAGCAAAGUUUUAGAUGAUCAGGCUGUAUGGAAUAUUGACUAUUGCCAAAUUCUCCGAGAUAUCCAUGUUGAGGAUUUGAAUGCUUUGGAGCGACACACAUUAAGACUAUUACGGUUUAAUAUCAAUGUACCAUUUGGAGUAUAUGCCAGAUAUUAUUUUGACCUGUUAACCGUUGGGGAGAGCGCUGGAGUUGCAAACCAAGCUGUUAAACGAAAACGCUUAACUCCUGAAAGAGCACGCAACUUCCGAAUAUUACCUACUAAUUUGGAAAUAUGUACAUCGGACAAAACAUUAUUAGAUAGAGGAUUUCUUUUUGACUUACCUUCUUUCACAAAAUCAGAAGUAUUGUGCAAUAAAAAAGAGAAACAAAAGCGUAUUAAUAUUCAGAAAUCAACAGAAGUUAAAUGUUACAAAGACGGUAAUCAUAAAAAGUUCAUUAAAACUCCUUUUUUAAGUCGAAAUCAGGCAACUAACCAUGAGGUUAACUUGUCGAACCCAAAGUUUGAUCUUAUGCUUGAUCAUGUAACAGUUCCUGUUGAUAAUAAUUACCAGUCUUCCAAUAAUGUAAUUUCCGAUGAAUCGUUGGUUCCAAUUCACCUAGAUGAAGAAACCGAUUUUGUAAAUUCCACUCCCCCAACUUUUUCAAAGUUAAGAGAUUUUACUUGUCAGUCGAAACAAUCAAAGACAAAGUACUCUUACACAAACCAAGAGCCUUCUAACCAAUUUCAUCCCUUAUUAUUAUCAUCAUCUUUGGAUUAUCAAAAAGAAACAGUUCCUUGCACGAAGCUUCUGAUCAACUCCUGUAAGUCUUUCCAAACGUCAGCUUGUGUUCGGAAUUUUAAUCCACCUUGUUCCUUAAAUGAAGCAACAGGUGUAGAUCCCAAUAAUGUAACCGAUUCUCAUAUGAGAACAGAGUUUAUACGAUCUCUUAUGGGUGGCGAUUUUGUGAGUUGCGUUGGUUGUCCCCGCGAUUUCCAUUUUUCAUCCAAAAUGAGUGAACUGGAUCAGCUACGGCAAGAAAGUGAACAACUCAAAAAUAUGAUCAGGGAGGCCCGCAAAGCUGCAGCUGAUACUACGCUACUUCAAGCAUCUAGUAACGUGGAGCCGGUGGGACGAAUUCAGUUGCGUACUCGUCGUACUUUACGCGGCCAUUUGGCCAAAAUUUAUGCUAUGCAUUGGAGCACUGAUUCGCGCAAUCUUGUAUCUGCCUCACAAGAUGGCAAACUUAUAGUUUGGGACGGGUAUACUACUAAUAAGGUUCAUGCCAUUCCUCUAAGAAGUAGUUGGGUCAUGACCUGUGCCUAUGCACCUUCCGGUAAUUAUGUCGCAUGUGGUGGUUUGGACAACAUUUGUUCCAUUUACAAUCUUAAAACACGCGAAGGUAAUGUACGUGUCAGUCGUGAGCUUCCAGGACAUACAGGAUACUUAUCAUGUUGUCGUUUUCUUGAUGAUAGUCAAAUUGUGACAAGUUCUGGUGAUGUAACUUGUGGACUUUGGGAUAUUGAAACUGGGCAACAAGUUGCUACUUUCACAGGUCAUACAGGCGAUGUAAUGAGUCUUAGUGUAGCACCUGAUCUACGGACAUUUGUUUCAGGAGCUUGUGAUGCAUCGGCAAAACUAUGGGAUAUACGUGAUGGUCAAUGUAAACAAACGUUCACUGGACAUGAAUCAGAUAUCAAUGCAAUUAUAUUCUUUCCGAGCGGUUUAGCUUUUGCUACUGGUAGUGAUGAUGCAACCUGUCGAUUUUUUGAUAUUAGAGCUGACCAAGAAAUUGGAAUGUUUAGUCAUGAUAAUAUUAUUUGUGGAAUAACAAGUGUUGCUUUCAGUAAAAGUGGACGAUUACUACUUGGUGGAUAUGAUGAUUUCAAUUGCAAUAUAUGGGAUACACUUAAACAAGAACGUGCUGUGAAAGUAAGAUGUAAGUUGGUGAUUACUUAUAUAAGAUAUACAUUACUUUUAUGUAUCUAUUAUCUAUCAAAGUCAAUUAGAUAAGAUUAUUAUGAUAAACAAUACAACAUUAGAAAAUAAUUGUAAUACACUAAUUUUAUUGAUGCCGUUUACUUUUCCCAUAUAACUUUCAUAUUAAACCUUCACUAUGAAUGGCAAUUAAAAUGUAGUAAGUAGUUUUUAAAUUGAAUUUCUUACAAUUAUUAUUCAGUAAUUCCAAAACUUAUCUGUAUUUUAUGUGAUUGCUUCAUGAAUAUAUAUUGACUCGAUAAAUUAAAAUGUUUAUUUUGCUUAUUAGGUUAGACCGAAUAUUAAUUGUUUGAACAUCUUAACAAUGGUGUCUACCUAUGUAAAAUGUAGAAAAAACUAGAGUCCACUUAAUUUUAUAACUAAUUAAUAAAAGAUUGAAUGUUUCUACAUUAUAAUUUACAUUGAUAUUUUUAUUAAUGUGCAUUCAUAAAUUUUGUCUUCAAACCUUAUACAUACAUAUGACAAUAUCAAACAUAAUUCGACUUUAUAUCAUUGUUUGUUUAUUUCUCCCUUCUCUCAAUUUCAGGUAUAUUGGCUGGACAUGAUAACCGUGU